GCUGUCAAUCCGUCCAAUCCCUGUUUCCUCACCCUCCUCGCCCCCAUCACUCGCCCCGCCCCUCCCUCAUCGCCCCGCCCCGCUGCCAGUGAGUCCUGCGGAGCCGAACGGCGGAGUCGAACUGAACGAGCGAGCACAGUCCAACCUAGCGGACGAGAGGCUCCGGGCAGAGCAACACCUAGCCCUGCCUCUUGGCCCGGCUAACCGAGCGGGGCCGAGCGGGGCCGAGCGGGGCCGAGCGAGGAGGAACGGGGCGGAGCGCCGGGCCGAGCAGGGCCGGGCGGGGCCGGGCGGAGCCGAGCGGGGCCGAACGGAAUCGGACGGGGCGGAGCUCCGGGGCCGAGCUCAAGCCGCCGCCACAGCGAUGAAGCGGGACCGGCUCGGGCGCUUCUUGUCGCCCGGGGUGUCCGGGCAGCGCGGGAGCUCCGGUGGCGGCAGCUGUGGCGGCGGCCGGCCCCGGGGCCGCCCGUCCCGCAGCGGUCCCGACGUGGCCGAGGCGGCGGCUUUGGUGGCUGCGCGGCUGGGCUGGGGCCCGACGCGGGCCUGCGCGGACGCGGGCGAGGACGGCGCCGACGAGGCAGGAACGGCCCGGGCCCUGGCCAUGGGGCACUGUCGCCUCUGUCACGGGAAGUUCUCCUCCCGGAGUCUCCGCAGCAUCUCUGGCAGGGCGCCUGGGGAGAGCUCAGAAAGACCGGCCCCUGGGGACCGUGUUUUUGUCCGGGACUUCCAGCGCCUCCUGGGGGUGGCCGUCCACCAGGACCCGGCUCUGUCCCAGUUUGUCUGCAAGAACUGCCACACCCAGUUCUACCAGUGCCACGGCCUCCUCACGUCUUUCCUGCAGAGAGUCAACGUCCCCCCCACGGGCCGCCGGAAGCCUUGUGCAAAGGUCGGUGUGCAGCCUCGGACGGGGGCGGAGGAGGGAGCGUGUGUGGUGGACCUGAUCGCUUCGAGCCCCCAGGGCCUGCGUGGCUUGGUGGGGUGGGUGCACGGACACGCGGCCGGCUGCGGGGCCCUGCCCAGCCUCCAGAGGACCCUGUCCUCCGAGUACUGUGGCAUCGUCCGGGCCGUGUGGGGCUGUGACCGAGGGCACGACUACACCAUGGACGCCGACUCCAGCUGCGGGGCCCUCUUGCUGGACGGCACCUUGGGCGUCAGGCGGACGUGGGACAAGGAUUUGGCCCCAGGGCUCCCCCGGCAUCGGGGGUCCAGCCCCAGCGGGGCUGCCCCUCAGAGCUCCCAGGGCAGAGCGAUCGCCGCCGGGGCCGAGACCGAGACGCUGCCCAGCACGGACACAGCCCGGCCUCCUUCAGAUGGCGACCCGGUGGGGCCUGGGCCGGGCCCCCCGCCUCAGCCAAGCCUCCCCCAAAGCGGGGCCCCAGGGCAGUUGGGUGAGAAGCAGGUUCCCUCUCCAACCUCGGAUGAUCGGGUAAAAGACGAGUUCAGUGACCUUUCUGAGGGAGACUUCCUGAGUGAAGACGAAAAUGAUAAGAAGCAGAAUACCCAGUCCUCAGACGAGUCCUUUGAGCCCUACCCAGAAAAGAAGAUCUCUGGUAAGAAGAGUGAAAGCAAAGAAGCCAAGAAGUCAGAAGAACCAAAAAUUCGAAAGAAACCUGGGCCCAAGCCGGGCUGGAAGGGCAAGCCGCGCUGUGAGAGGGAGGAGCUGCCCACCAUCUACAAGUGUCCUCACCAGGGCUGCACGGCCGUGUACCGUGGGGCUGACGGCAUGAAGAAGCACGUCAAGGAGCACCACGAGGAGGUCCGGGAGAGGCCCUGCCCGCACCCCGGCUGCAACAAGGUGUUCAUGAUCGACCGCUACCUGCAGCGCCACGUCAAGCUCAUCCACACAGAGGUGCGGAACUAUAUCUGUGACGAGUGUGGGCAGACCUUCAAGCAGCGGAAGCACCUCCUGGUCCACCAGAUGCGCCACUCAGGAGCCAAGCCCCUGCAGUGCGAAGUCUGCGGGUUCCAGUGCCGGCAGCGGGCAUCCCUGAAGUACCACAUGACCAAGCACAAGGCCGAGACGGAGCUGGACUUCGCCUGCGACCAGUGUGGCCGGCGGUUCGAGAAGGCUCACAACCUCAACGUGCACAUGUCCAUGGUGCACCCCCUGACGCAGACCCCGGACAAGGCCCCGGAGCCCCCGCCUGGGCCCGCAGCGGGGCAGGCCGUGAAGGCUGAGCCUACCUGAGGGCACGCCCGCCCCCGAGCUCAGUGGGCAGUGAUGGGGGUUCAGGCCUGACGGCACAGCUCUGCACCCCGACGAGCCUCCACCCCAUGUGCUGGGUGGCAGGGGCUCAGCACACAGCUCACGGGGCCUUGUGGCUUCUGCUCUGGGACCGGCAGUUUCUUCUAUAAACAGAGUGACUUGGGGCCAGAGGCGGACUUCAAAGAAAUGAUUCCUCUUCCCCACUAAUGCAGUCGAGGUUUGUAACCCACUUUUCAGGGCAACGGAGAGCUCCACGUUAACGCUUGUAAUAAAUUAUUUACCGAGGAGUUGGGCUAUGCCCUGCACAGAUCCUGUCAGAAGAGUCGGGGCUCCUGGUAGAGGUCAGGGUCCAGCAUGGCCUGCUGCCUGCUGAGGAGGGCGGCACGCACUUCCGGGUCACAGUCCGCACUCGCACCCAGCAGCUGCAAGAAAGCCCGUGUGCUGGGCCCGUGCUGCUGCCCAUGGCCCCCAAACAAACACCCAGGGCCCGGGGAGAUGCCAAGUGCUGGACGCUGCAUGUUCGUUUUCCCGAAGGCGUUCAGCACCCUCACAGUGAACAGUGAUGGGGACUUAAAGACAGACAGCAAGGCGAGCAUCUGGGCAUUACCUCUGCCACGUCUGAGAAGCUCCUUUUCGGGCACCGAGGUAUCGACUGCAGCAGAAAAAGACGAGCGUUUGUAAUCAGGCUUACGGGGUCGCCCUGGAGAGAAGACAGAGCCGCGGUCAGGGUGCCCACAGCUGCACGCUGCGCCAGGAGGGGCUGCACAGGCCCCCAAGAGCUGGCCGCCCGGGUCCGUCUGGAGACAGGCCUGGCCCUGCACCUGCCUGGGCCUGGAGGUCCCCACUGUGGGCCAGAGUCCAAACCGCACCAGUCUCCCCAGCCACGAAGAGGCCCACGAGCUUCAGGUACAUGUUAACAGCAACAUGCAGGAAGGCGUCUUCCUGGAGGAGGGCGUCCUCGUCAAAGUAGGACAGGAGGCUGAAAGCAGAGACGGAUGUCAGGUGACCCGGCCCUCACUGACCUCACUGAGGCCGGUGCAGGCAGCAGAGGAGCAGCCUUUCCCAUCUCAAGGGAGCCCCGCCGCCCCUCCCCUGACCAGCAGGCCCCGGGGGUUACCUGUAGAAGGCGACCGGCAGCAGCCUGACCUGGUGGUCGGGGGCCAGGCGGAGGAGGGUGCGCCCCAGGCCGGCAUCUGCAACACAGAGGGGCUCCGUCAGCAACGCAGGUGCCUCCCUGCAGGGUCAGGGUCUUCACGGGCGUCGUGUGCCUGGUGACGCAGGGGUGAUGUCCUCAUGCUGCAGAGUAGAGCUUGGGGGCCGGGGUCCCUGGGAUCCUCGAUACUCCACUAAAUUAUUUUGCUUAAAUGAGUCUGCAUACUUAACCAAGAACAGAAACUUGCAAAAAUGAGUUUUCAAAGUGAGCCCCAAGGAGAGGCUCAUGUUUAACCAUCUGAAAGUUGCUUCUGAAGAGGACUAAAGAACGGGGCCGCAGUCUGACCCUGCCGCCCCCUGUGCUCCCGGCAGAGGGCUGGGAACCAGGACAGACACAGGUCGGCCAGUCGGGCUCCGGAUUUCUCACCCGUCUCCGUCAACUGAAAGAGCGGCAGCCAGGAAAUCCUCUUCCUCUGCAGACACCCCAGGACCUCGGCACAGACGUCCAGGGGCUUCAGGGAGCCAGCGGCCUGUUACCCACAGGAGGAGGAGGAGAAGGACCCUAAGCUGACAAGUGCGCAAGGAAGAGGUGUCCACCUGGGGCCUCUGGACAUAAGACACCAAGAGGCAGGCCAACGGCCUGGGGUUUUCUCUCCUGAGAAAGCCUUCGACACAAGGGUCCCAGGUGCACCCACCCCCACCACCACCAUGAGACCCUAACUCAGGAGGUCUCGGGGGAGACGGGGAGACCCAUGGUUUCAAGUGCCCCGGGGGGUCGUACCAGCUGCUCGCUGCCCUGCCCACGGCGGCAGAGGGUCUGACCUACCUGUGGGGUCAGAUGUGAAGAGAGCAGGCCCAUCAAGGAAAAAAAAAACAGGAAAA
Messenger RNA from Globicephala melas (long-finned pilot whale), 4240 nucleotides. RefSeq names its product zinc finger protein 276 (gene ZNF276). Gene Ontology annotation, biological process: regulation of transcription by RNA polymerase II. Lineage: Eukaryota; Metazoa; Chordata; Mammalia; Artiodactyla; Delphinidae. Gene Ontology annotation, cellular component: kinetochore; chromosome; nucleus. The record is from RefSeq and is a predicted model, not a curated record. Gene Ontology annotation, molecular function: zinc ion binding; chromatin insulator sequence binding.